UUUAAAUAAACUCUUGAAUAUUGAUAUCAUUGGCCUAGAAGAAAUUCUGCCAGUACUGGGUCCUGUCUUGAACAACUGCUUUUAAACAGUUUCUGGCCGCAGCAGGAGACUUUGUUGUGCCAACUAGUUUCAGCAGAUUUAACUGUCUUCAAGUUGGAGGAGGCUGAAGUUUUUUUCUGUUUGCUCUGCCAUUUUUACUAAGCUAACGCUACUGUAUUUUGUGUGUGUGGGAGGUGUGAAAAUAAAUUAAUGUCGACAGUGUCACCACUGCUGAAAGUUGCCUAGAUUAUAAUAAAUUCAGAUUAAUCAGAUUUUAUCUGGGUGGUGAGUUUUAAUCUACCUUUAAAAUAAAGUUAAAGACCAAUAUCGAGCACAACCAGCCUAGCUAGUACAAAACUAAGCAAACAGGGUGCUCCCUAACUGUUAUCUUACAUGUAUAAAUAAUUUAGUGACACUAUUACAACAGCAACUACUACUACUAAUACUAAGAAUACUAUUAGAUUUGCAGAUUUGUUUAGUCUAGUACAAAUCAGAUCAAAAUAAAACUAUCCACACAUUCUAGAUGCACUUUUGAGAAAAUUGUUGUCCAAUAUCUCCCCCAGUGAGGUUGACUUUUGUAUCAUCACUUUGUUAGUUAGUUAAUGAGUGGUCACAUAUUUCAAAAGUUGUCUCAUUUUGGCAUGAUUGCACAUACAAGGCAUUACCAAAGCAACUGUUGAACAACUGAAGCCAAUUUACUCUCUUGCCCUUUUUUAAAGUAAGGAACAGUAAACUAACUGUACAGGUAACAUUCUUUAUUUUUGCAUGUUGCAACAUAAAAGGUGUACUUAAUUGAUAUGACUUAGGUGGACAUGAAUGCUUUUCAGGUGAAAGCAUGUGUACAUUUGGAUCAGGAUUACUUGCUGAUGAAUGCAGCUCUGUUUUCACUGAUAUAGACAUCAGCCAUUUACACAGCAUUGCUACCUUUCCUGGCCAUUUAUUAGAAACUCUUAACCAAUGAUUAACCGUAUCUUCCACUCAAUGUUUUCAAUUACCUGGAGUGAAAAAUGACACAUAAUGAUGCAAUAAUUCAUUUGUAGAAGUCAAGUUACAUUCUGAGUUAUGCAAUUACAAUUAUUCAACUACUAUCUGUUGAUAGUAUAAACUGUAUGUACAGUAUAUUAUUUAAGUAUGUGUAUUUCUCAAUUGAUUAGUGAAAGUUGUCAUUUGCUGCUUUUAAAGUAUCUGUGUAGUAUGCCUGCCAUCUGCUCAUGAAACAUGAGUAGAAGACUAAAUAUUACCAGUGUCCAGUUUGAUUUGUUGCUGUGAUUCACAUCGCUGAAUGAUGAAGGUCAGCAAGAUGCUGAAAUUCCACAAGGUUUUACAAUAUCAUACUUACCAUAUAUUUAGGGAUGGGAAAUCCUGUAAUGUUUUUAUAUAAAAUUUUAUACACACUUUCUUUGUGAUUCAGCAUGGAAUAUUUUAUGUUUGGAAACAGCAUCUGGUACAUUUCUGCAUGACUCAGGCAUCAGCUAAGUUAAUUAGUGAAUCUAAAACAAGCUGCAGAGCAGUAUUCAUUUCUCCUUGGUGUGGUGCCUCGCUUUUAAAUAGCUUUGUAUAGUAAACCAUGUGAACACCAUUUUGGUGCCUUAGGCUAAACACCCACAAUUUGACAUCAAAUAAUUUGUGAUAAUUAUGCAAAUACUUGUGUGGCUCUGAUGUCAACCUUCACCAGCAGCAGUAACAUGAUGAUAAAGCACUUCCCAAAUAAAUCUUAAGAAGUUUGUUUCAUAGAGAGGAUUUUAGAGGGAAUUUCAAAGUUUUUUUGCUGCAUUCAUGAUACCCUCUACAAUUCCUCCAAGGUCUACUAUAGAGUAACAACCCCACAGCAUGACGCUGGUGACUGGUGAAGCACCUGGGCAACAGUUUGUAUGCACAGUGACUUCAUCUCAACUGUGGAACACAGUAGUUCCCUCAGAGUUUCCAUAGGUCUUUACAUAAAUAUGUACUAACACAAAUCCUGCUGCGUAACACGUUGUAGUCUCCCUGUCUCUUCCUCUUGUAAAAUACCCAUAUAAGAGGUUGUUGUGUACAGUAGAGUUCACAGACUAUGGUCUGAGUGAUGGCUGGAUUGGAAUGGAUUCAUUUCAUGGUUCAGAAAAAAAUUAUUUUCAAAGGGCAGUCAUUGUCAAAGUGUGUGUACUCUACACAUCCAAACUAAAAUUUGCCCAAACCCUUAAUAUUUUCAGUUGGUCUGUGCUAAUGCACCAAGAAGGUUUCCUCACUCUCUGACAAACCCUACCCUGUUCCUGGUGAAAUGUGAUGCCUCAAUGAUUUGAUUUGGCCAACUCUCAGGAAGCCACUUCCUCACAGCCACAACCAAGGUAGAUGUAGUUAUCAACAGCAGUGCAGCAAAUACAUAACUUUUUUUGAUCUAGGGUUUGUUUAUUUUAAAUGAAUAUGGUUUUGCACUGUUGUUUCAAGUUCUUAGCUGCUGUUGUCUUUUUUUUUUAACCAAAUCUGAGACAAAGAUUUUAGAUAAUUAACCUGCAGUGUUAACUACAUUAAAACACCGGCUGCUGGAGUAAUCUGUUUAAUGCAGGCCUCGUCUUUGUUAGACAUCCACAAACAAAGAUAUUUGUCUUGUAAGGCUCCAAGCGGGCUGAUUAACCACUAAGUGAUUUAUACUGAGAAGUGAUGUCAUCGCUGGAGGCUUCCAUUUGCUGAUGACUCCUUGAGGAGUCAUCAGCAAACCUCAGCCCUGUUUGAGCUCUGACCUCCUUUCUCUCCACAAAAGGAAUCAGGCUCAUCCUGCCCAGCUUUAAACUACCAAUAGAACUCAUUGAGAGAAAAGAGAUGGCCCCGGCCUCUCCGCACCCGCUUCUGUCAACUUUAGACUGAGUUGUCUCAACUAGCAUUACAUUUAACCAGCACCUUUGUAAAUUGCUCUGUGGGCUCUUGCAGGGCAUUAUACAGGGAGCUCUGCUUGCCAUGGGCGUGUGAAUGUGAAUAGAGAGGGGGUUGGAGCCUUGUGACUCUCUCUCCACCCCCUAAUCCCUUUUCAGACAUGGAAUACGUAACAUUGCUGGUUUCAUCUAUCUGUUAAAAUGAUGGCAUUUUGUCAUUCAGACAUAGGUGAUCAGAUCAUACCGUCAGAUUAACGUAAAAGCGUGCAUGACUGAAAGGGGCUCGAGUGAAUGAGCAGAUUGAUCUCUGGCUUCUUAAUGCUUUUUGGUGGAGAAAGGUAGCAAGUGAUUUGGUAUCAAGCCCCAGCGAUACAGAUAUGUGGAGUCAGUACAGCCCUGUGCUAAGAGGCAGUUUUGUCUAAUUGCCUCCUUUCACUCCACUGCAGCACCGAGCAAGAGAGAGAGAGCGAGAGACUCAUUGUUUCCCAGCUCACACUCGCUGUGCUGUCUGAUGCAUGUUUUUAUGUUUCUUACAAAAGCUCUCUUUUGCAAUGCUGUGUACUCAGCCAUGCAUAGGCUACAGAGCUUGCCCAAACUCAGAACUCUGCUUGGCUCCAAACAGGGGGGUAAUCAAAGUUUAUAAUGAAGAUAACACCAGCAGAGCUGUAGAGGUUCCCAGUGACAUCACUGCCCGGGACAUAUGCCAGCUGUUUGUCUUGAAGAACCACUGCAUUGAUGACCACAGCUGGACUCUUUUUGAACACCUCUCUCAUCUGGGAAUAGAGAAGUGAAAAACAGGUUAACCUGUCAUUCAUUUUUGUCCCUCGUGGUCUCACUAGAGAGAACCAUUGAAGACCAUGAAUCUGUUAUGGAGGUGCUAUCAGGCUGGGGAAUGGACACAGACAGCCGGCUGUAUUUUAGGAAGAAUUAUGCUAAAUAUGAAUUCUUCAGAAAACCUCUGGACUUUUUCCCGGAUGACAUGGUCUCUAUAUCCAGUGAAACCAAUGGGAUGGUGGAUCACUCUCAGCUUAUACAGACCUUUCUCAACUCCAGCACCUGUCCAGAGAUACAUGGACACCUCCAUGCCAAAGAGCAAAGCAGGAAGUCUUGGAAAAAGUUUUAUUUUGUCCUGCGGAGGUCGGGGCUUUAUUUCUCCAAUAAGGGAACUUCCAAGGAACCAAGGCAUCUCCAGUUCAUUGCCGACUUUAGUGACAGUGAUGUCUACACAGUGUUGUCAGCCAAAAAACUACAUGGAGCACCUACAGAUUAUGGCUUCUGUGUCAAGUCCACAAAGUGUAGUUCAGCCCGGGACUUGAAGCUGCUUUGUGCGGAUGAUGAGCAGACCAGGACCUGCUGGAUCACAGCCAUGCGGUUGCUAAAGUAUGGGAUGCAGCUGUACCAAAACUUCAUCCAGCCACACCAGAAGCAAAAAGCUUCACCAAUGAGAAGCAUCUCAGAGAAUUCACUGGUGGCCAUGGACUUUUCUGGCCAAAAGAGCCGGGUGAUUGAGAAUCCGUCUGAGGCGCUGUCUGUGGCUGUAGAGGAAGGCCUGUCAUGGAGGAGGAAAAGCUGCCACCGUCUGAGCGGCCACGGGAGCCCCUCCACAUCACAGGGCUCAGUGUUAAACAUAGCCCUCCACUUGGCUCAGUCCUGGUUCCACGGCAAACUGUCUCGGGAUGAGGCUCAGCGUCUAAUCACUCAACAGGGUCUUAUUGAUGGAGUAUUUCUUCUGAGGGACAGCCAAAGCAACCCUAAGACAUUCGUACUGUCACUGUGCCACAUGCAGAAAAUCAAACACUUUCAGAUCUUACCUGUGGAUGAUGAAGGGGAGUUAUUCUACAGUCUGGAUGACGGUCACACACGGUUCACUGACUUAAUCCAGUUGGUGGAGUUUUACCAGCUAAACCGAGGUGUGUUGCCCUGCAAGCUCAAACACCACUGUGCCCGGAUCACCCUGUGAACAAGGGACCCAGAGACCCCCGAGGGCCCACAUGCACCUUAACUCUGGGGCCUGUCUGGACAAACACUCCCAGUGUUCUUGUGCCUUGAAGAAGAAAGAUACACAGAUGAACUGAUAACUGAAACCACUGUUAUCAUCCACAUUCAUACUUUGGUACAUGGUCCCUCCUUUUGAAUUUGACAGUAGACUGUAUACUAACUGACUACAUGUGCUGAAGAUGAUUUGUUUUGUCUGGUGAACAAACAUACUCUUUGCCUCUGUAAUGUGCCCAUAGGUGGCGGUAAAUCCAUUGUGCAAAGUCCAAACAUGACUUUUUGUGCUCUUGUAGAGCUGAAUGUGUACUGCAAACAGAUUGUGAUUCUAACAUCAUGCCACCAAUGAAAGAAAGUAGUUUUUUUUUUUGGUAAGUGACAUACAGUAGCUGGAAUUUGAGUUUCCACUGAAAACAUUUCAAUAUACUGUCUACUGCAGUAUGUGUACAGUAAUUAUAUACACCUGUCAGUUAUGGUCUGUCAAAGCUGAUGAUGGUCGAAUCCCAACAAGGGCAUCGACUUUUAUUUUAAAUUAUAUCAUGCUGGGAAUUGUAGUACACAACACCUCUCUCCUAUUAAUUUUGAGUAAAACUAAGCUAUCUUACAUUUCAUUGUCAUUGUAUCUCUUAAGUAUUCAGGGUUUUUUUUUUUUUAAGAAAUUAUCGUUGUUUUCUAUUUAGAGAUAAAAUGACCUCUCAGGAAGUGUCACUGUGCAUGCCCUGUAAGCUGGACUGAGACUGCUGUAGAGAGAAAAGGAGAGGUAAAUGUACAGGUGGAGAGAAAUGGCACACAACCUCACUAGGCUGCACUGUACAUUCAUUUUAAAUGUAUGUGAUUAAAUGAAAUCUUUGUAUUACAUGAAAUUAGUUGUGAGCUUGCUCUAGAGCAAGUGAAAUAUGUUUCACCAAUUUUAGAUAUAAGCCAUUAAGAUGUAAAUCAGAAAUACUGUGUGACUGAUUUUUAUCAUAUCUGAAUUAAUUGUAUAUUGAAAUUCAGGUUUCAUAUUUUCCAGAGAUUCAUGGAUACAGUUUGCAAAACCUGGGUUCGUUGUAUUUUGAUGUUAUUGCCACUGCUGUGGAUAUUGUGUCAGAUAUAGUUCGUUCGACUGAAA
Messenger RNA from Siniperca chuatsi (mandarin fish), 5988 nucleotides. RefSeq names its product growth factor receptor-bound protein 14 (gene grb14). The record is from RefSeq and is a predicted model, not a curated record. Gene Ontology annotation, biological process: insulin receptor signaling pathway; negative regulation of insulin receptor signaling pathway. Bases 3754 to 4845 code for a protein of 363 amino acids. Gene Ontology annotation, cellular component: cytoplasm; plasma membrane. The transcript has 13 exons. NCBI's taxonomy places the organism in Eukaryota, Metazoa, Chordata, Actinopteri, Centrarchiformes, Sinipercidae.